This is a messenger RNA of Thamnophis sirtalis, 1766 nucleotides long. Lineage: Eukaryota; Metazoa; Chordata; Lepidosauria; Squamata; Natricidae. The record is from RefSeq and is a predicted model, not a curated record.
GGACCCAGCGGGCUCCGGCGCACUUUUUUCAGGGAGCCGGCAGCUGCUGCCGUUCAUGCCCAUGUAUGUGCCGCGGUGGCUGACUCGCUGGAACCGGGCGCUGCGAGUGGCGGGCGCUCCAUUAAUAGACCCGAGAGACGCGCCGCCAUCCCGGAGCCGCGUUGCUUGAAGGCAGCGGCGCCCCUGGAGUCAUGCGCGCGGCAGCCCCUUCCCAGAUGGAAGGGCUGGAGAAGUUCCAGAGUCCCGGGAAGGGCCGGGGCCUGCGGGCGCUGCGCCGUUUCGUCAUUGGGGAGCUGCUCUUUUCUUGCCCGGCCUUCACUUGCGUGCUGACUGUCAACGAGAGGGGCAACCAUUGCGAAUGCUGCUUUGCCAGGUACCACGCAGAGGGAAGACGGGCUGCCGGCCGUUGCAAAGUUUCAAUAUAUUAUUGUAAUAUAAUUUGCCAAAAGCAAGAUUGGCCAUUGCACAAAUUGGAGUGUUCUGCCAUGUGCAUAUUUGGACAGAACUGGAAUCCCUCUGAGACAGUCAGACUCACAGCAAGGAUUCUUGCCAAGCAGAAAACACACCUGGAAAGGACUGAGUCAGAGAAACUCCUUUCUAUAAAAGACUUUGAAUCCCAUCUUGAUAAGCUUGACAAUGAAAAGAAGGAGCUGAUUCAAACUGAUAUCUCUGCUCUUCAUCACUUUUAUUCGAAGCACAUGGAAUACCCUGACAAUGAAGCUCUGGUGGUACUUUUUGGACAGGUUAACUGCAAUGGCUUCACAAUUGAAGAUGAAGAACUUUCACACUUGGGAUCAGCAAUAUUUCCCGAAUUUUUACCAGUUACAUUGACUUAUUGUAUCCAACAGAAGAUAGGAAUGAUCGAUUAAAAGAUUCCUAUUUCUUUACCUGUGAUUGCAGGGAAUGUUUUACUAAAGAAAAGGACAAAGAUAAACUGGAAAUCCGUAAACUGAAUGAGCCUCCGUCUACGGAGGCUGUGCGAGAUAUGAUCAGAUAUGCCAGAAAUGUGAUUGAGGAAUUCAGGCGGGCCAAACAUUACAAAUCCCCAGGUGAACUGCAGGAGAUUUGUGAACUCAGUCUGGACAAGAUGGGUUCUGUGUUUGCAGAGAGUAAUGUUUACAUGUUGCAUAUGAUGUAUCAGGCCAUGGGAGUUUGUCUGUACAUACAAGACUGGGAAGGUGCUUUGCGCUACGGGCAGAAGAUUAUUAAGCCAUAUAGUAAGCACUAUCCUUCUUACUCCCUCAAUGUGGCAUCCAUGUGGCUGAAGCUGGGAAGACUUUACAUGGGCUUGGAAAACAGAUCAGCUGGUGUUAAGGCUCUCAAAAAGGCAAUCGCUAUCAUGGAGAUAGCACAUGGGAAAGAUCAUCCAUACGUUAUAGAGAUCAAAAAGGAAUUAGAGACCCACUGAGUCUUUGAAUCUAUGUAAUCCUUCAACCUUUCUUUAAAAGCCUUGCUAUGGAAACUUCAGGAGUGCUUUGAAAAUUGACGCGGAAUGAAAGCUUUUCUGUAAAAUAAUUGGAAUGACAAACAUGUGGUGCAUUUGGGCCUUGCCUCUUCCAUUCUCUGAGGUCUAUGUGAAAUAUCUUGAGCCUUGAUAAAUUAAUUCUGAAUGCCUUUUCCUCCCUAAGAAAAUGCCAUGGUUUCACACAGCUAAUGCCUUUGAUUGAUCAUGUGCAAAAAUGACCAGUUCUUUUCUCAAUUGAGUUUAAUGUAUUGUAUCUUAUGCAAAAUGACUAAUUAAAUUUGGACAACAUUGCUUGACCUGA